Messenger RNA from Bombina bombina (fire-bellied toad), 977 nucleotides. RefSeq names its product olfactory receptor 490-like. The transcript has a single exon. The record is from RefSeq and is a predicted model, not a curated record. Gene Ontology annotation, cellular component: membrane. Gene Ontology annotation, molecular function: olfactory receptor activity; G protein-coupled receptor activity. NCBI's taxonomy places the organism in Eukaryota, Metazoa, Chordata, Amphibia, Anura, Bombinatoridae. The coding region runs from base 30 to 977 and encodes 315 amino acids. Gene Ontology annotation, biological process: G protein-coupled receptor signaling pathway.
GAGCUUUAUCAUCUUUACUGCUUUGGCGAAUGUGUGAAAACAACCAGACCCAAGUUGUUGAGUUUCUGCUCCUGGGAUUUCAUGAUCUAUAUGAGUUCAAAGCUCUACUCUUUAUAAUGUUCCUCAUAAUUUACUUUAUGAUAAUAAAUGGAAAUGUUCUCAUAAUAUUUUUAGUAUCAGUUAAAGAACAACUAAAUAUUCCCAUGUUCUUUUUUAUCAAACACAUAGCUGUAAAUGAUAUUCUUCUAACCACCACUGUUGUUCCAAAAAUGCUUGAAAUCAUAAUAAAAGAUAAAGUGAAAGUAUCAAAAAUGAACUGUAUGAUACAAUUUUACAUAUUUGGGGUUUCAGGACUUGUACAAUGCUUUCUCCUUGCAGUCAUGUCAUAUGAUCGAUAUCUUGCCAUCUGCAAUCCCUUGCGUUAUUCAGCCAUCAUGUGUACAAGGCUGUGUCUCCAGUUAGUCACUGGAUCAUGGUUAGUAGUUUCCAUUUUUAUAUCAAGUGAAUUAACUUUGAUGUGUGAAUUACAAUUUUGUGAUCACAAUUCUAUCAACCAUUUCUACUGUGACUUUAUCCCUCUAUUAGAAUUGUCUUCUUCAGAUACCUCUCUAUUGCAAACAUUAGAUUUUGCCAGCUCUUUUUUUACUCUGUUCUCCCCAUUUAUAUAUAUUAUCAUAACUUAUGUAUUUAUUUCCAUCACCAUCCUAAACAUUUCUACAUCCACUGGAAGGAUGAAGGCUUUCUCUACCUGCAGCUCACAUCUGACUAUUGUAUGCACAUUUUACGGAACUCUCAUUGCAGUUUACAUGGUACCAUCUGAUGGAAAUAUCAACAAGUUCAGAUCUUUGUUGUAUAUUGUGAUAACACCAUUAAUGAAUCCACUUAUAUACAGCCUUAGGAAUGUUGAAAUCAGAGGAGCUCUGAAAAAUAUAAUAAAAAAGAACAGGAGGAAAAUUAAUUUACAUAUACAUUUCUGA